Molecule: messenger RNA, 2670 nt
Organism: Fundulus heteroclitus (mummichog)
Lineage: Eukaryota; Metazoa; Chordata; Actinopteri; Cyprinodontiformes; Fundulidae
Product: cadherin-like protein 26
Exons: 10
Coding region: 3-1337 (444 amino acids)
Biological process (GO): calcium-dependent cell-cell adhesion; multicellular organism development; cell morphogenesis
Cellular component (GO): adherens junction; catenin complex; plasma membrane
Molecular function (GO): calcium ion binding; cadherin binding
Source: RefSeq, a predicted model, not a curated record
CUAUGGAAAUGACCCACUCUAAGGAGAUUUUAAGAGUUGCGGUAGAUGACAUGGAUAGUCCCGGCACUCCCGGUUGGAAAGCUGAGUACUACUUUAUAAGCGGCAAUGAAGAUGGAAUGUACAAUAUUACCACUGACCCCAUAACAAACGAGGGAAUUAUUGGUAUUGCCAAGGAGAAGAAUUUUGACAUAACCAGUUUGGUAAAACUGCAAAUUGGAGUUAAGAAUCCUGAAACCAUGUCAUUCUGUAAAGAUGGAAAAUUAAUUACAGAUUCAAGCCAGCUUCCUCCCCCCGAUUCUGUUAAGAUCACAGUGAGAAUGAUUGACACUAACGACCCCCCAGAGUUUGAAAAAUAUACUGACACUGUACACCAGAAAGAGGAAUCAGAGCCAGGAAAGUCACUGUAUACUCCUAUAGUCCAUGAUGUUGACUCUUCCAACAUCAGGUUUGAGCUAAUAGAAGACCCUGCUAAUUGGGUGACUGUUGAUAAGAAAACAGGAAAAAUCACAACAAUCAAGAAGAUGGAUAGAGAGUCACCGUUUGUUGAUGAAAAUAAUAUUUACAGAAUAGUAGUUGCUGCAAUUGAUAAUGGUGCACCUCCAGCCACAAGUACAUUUACCCUCAAGGUUCACAUCGGGGACGAAAAUGACAACAUUCCCACGCUGGUCAACAAGACAGUCGUAUUGUGCGGAAACCUUGCCGAUAAGGUCUCAGUGCCUGUGAAGGAUGCUGAUGCAGAUCCUUACAGUGGACCCUUCAUCUUCUCCAUUGCAAAUGAUGACACUAAGUGGGAAUUAGAAAGUACCUACGGUGAAGAGGUCGUCCUUGUUAUUCGGGAGAAGAUUCCCUAUGGUAACUACUCAGUGCCACUGGUAAUUCAGGACAAGCAGAAUCAAGCUACAAAGGAGACUCUGAGAGUGGAGGUGUGUGACUGUGAUGAAAGUGGUGUUUGCCAUGAACAUAAACCUCUUUCCAUUGUCCUGGGUGGAGCAGCCAUAGGACUAAUUAUUGCAGGACCGCUUGCAUUUCUGUUACUUCUCGCCAUUGUUGUGUGCAAUCGAGGUUUGGAGUUUACAUAUUUGGAUAUGGAUAAAGGCACUCAGACACUGGUCAAGUAUAACGAAGAAGGUGGUUGUAGUGACUGCAAGACUGAUCCCUUCAUCCUAACACUAGGGGGUUUCGCAGAUGGCAAGAAGAUUUCCUACAUGCAGAACACUAGGACACCACCAGGAGUUCUCUAUGGUAAUGGAAGGAACAGCACAGCAACUUUCAGCAAAAAUAAACUCAGACAUGAACACAAUAGAGUCAAUGCAGCAGAGAGCACCAAGAAGCUCUAAGAGGGCUUCCAGAGUUUAAAUCUUAUAGAUUACAACAAUGAAAAAAGGAGCUGCCAUAUAUACCUCAUAUUCUAUUGACUAUUGCCUGACUUAUGCUGGAGGAGGGGACAGCAGACAGCUGUCAUCAGUUACUGGAGCAGCUGCCAAACGACGACCAAGAGGUGGAUUUUAAAUAUCUGGACAAUCUGGAGCCGCAAUUCAAGACCUUGGGAAACAUUUGUUUGGAGUCAAUUCAAACAAAGACGUCUUGAGUUGUAAAAGAAUGCUGGAAGGAAACUUGCGUGGCAUAUAAGUCACUCAUACCUUCUUCAAAGGGUACAAAUACAAAUGGACUUUCUGAGAAGUGUAUCAACAGAAUAGCUGGAUUUUGUACAUUAUGUACAUCACAUACACAUCACACAUCUUUAAAUCCAUGAAACAGGGCUUGUGUGGUAGCAGCUGCAGUUUGCUUGCUGCUAUAUGCACUAGGUUAUGCUCCAUCAAUUACGAAAAGCUACAUUUUGUUAGAAAUAUGAUAUUUACUUGUUUCUUACUUCGGCAAAGUUAUUUAUGUUUAAAAGCAAUUUUUAGUUGUGAUAUUUUGGAUGUCAUUUGUAACACUAAACAGAAGUAAACUUGUGGAAACUGGGAUUUAAAAAAAUAGCUUGUACAAUAGUAACCUUUUGUAGAGGAUUCUUUAUGUGCAUCAACACAAAGACUGGGGAGAGUCAAUAAUACUCAGUCAUGAAGCUGUAAACGUGUUCACGCAAUGAUGAGGCACAUGUGGGUGGGGAAUGAAUGUUGAAGAUUUCACAAAAUUUUUAUUAUUUCUUGUUAUGUUAGAUUACCUAUUUAUAAACAUUACUUAGACUUUUUAAGAAAACAUGAACGUAGUGUUAUGAAAGGAAUUUACAUUUACGAUAACUAAAAAAAAACAUGUUCACAGCAAUAGAAAGUGAAAGUAUUAAGGUUACUUGCCAGUUUUCUUGUGAUCUAAAAGAGUUGUUGGCUUGUUAAGUUUGUUAGCAGUAUCCACAGGGUAUGGGUCUUUUUAUGUGGUGAGGCUAAGUCACAUCUGACAAAUAUAUAACGGCAUUUUCUUUUUGCACUGGGACCCUGUCCCCAACUUCCCUGAAAGUUUGAAUUGCAACUUAAAAAGGGUUCAUGGUGCUCUGUCUAAAGCAACUUUAUUUUGCCAUGUUGGGUAGAAAUUUGACUCUAGCCAGUCACUCAGUGUUGUUUUAAUAGACACUGUUAAUGGUUAGCCUAUACAGAGUCCUUUGCAGUUUCUACUUUUGAUGUUUCUCUCUAACUUUGAAAUAGGUUUAAUUCUGGGUCUUAUUUUUUCUAAAUA